This is a messenger RNA of Penicillium cosmopolitanum, 1626 nucleotides long. RefSeq names its product Zn(II)2Cys6 transcription factor domain-containing protein. The transcript is spliced from 4 exons. Bases 1 to 1626 code for a protein of 541 amino acids. Gene Ontology annotation, molecular function: zinc ion binding; DNA-binding transcription factor activity, RNA polymerase II-specific. Lineage: Eukaryota; Fungi; Ascomycota; Eurotiomycetes; Eurotiales; Aspergillaceae. The record is from RefSeq and is a predicted model, not a curated record. Gene Ontology annotation, biological process: regulation of DNA-templated transcription.
AUGGUGAAGAGAGGUGGCAUUCCUUGGCAGUCCAAAGGUUGCUGGACUUGCAAAAAACGCAGAAUCAAGGUUGGGGCAAACAAAGGGUACUUCUGUAAUCAGUGUGACCAGGGGAAGCCAGAAUGUAAUCGCUGUAUGAAACGUGGGAUCCAGUGCCUUGGGUACGAAAAACACGGCAUUUUUGUCCAUUAUGCUGCUGCUGCUGGAGCAGAUGGGAACCCAGAGUCAAGUGGCUCGGUUGGGCCUAUUCCUCGCGCACAAUACUUUUCAUCUAUGAAUCCCGUGGCUAGCGGACCAAUGUUUCGUCAGCAGUUCAUUUCGGAAUAUCUUCAGGGUUAUUUUCCUACAAAAAUGGCCGUGUCGGAUGUCGAUAUGUGGCAUUAUCUACUGCAAGGUUUUGCUGGGCUCCCGAAUAAAACCGAAAUGCUUGACAAGACUCUUUCGGCGAUCACAUGUCUUUAUAUUGGUAAAGCUCGCCAAGAUGACCGCAUGUCUAAACAUGGCCUCCAGCUUUACAAUGGCGCGAUACGACACAUGUCGAGCAUGAUCUCACGAGAUGUUUUCAGUGAGGAUAUUGUGUAUACCGCGGUCCUUUUUCAAGAAAUAGAGCCCUUGCAAAACCAAGCUAACAUCGGUCCUAUCACCAAGAGUUCUUAUUGCCCCAAUGGCCUUGGGUCGUGGCUAGCACACAUUAAUGGCUUGAACACGAUUAUGAAGCAUUAUCAUCAAAGAACGGUUAACAAUCCCCUUAUCGGACCUAUAUAUCAAAGGUAUCAGAAAUUGCGAAUGAUACAAUCAUCAUCUGCGAGAGGCCUGCUCCCGGAUGAAUACAAAUUCCUGACAGAAACUACCGACGGGACCCCCUUUUGCGAAUUACUGGGAAUAUUUGCAGAACUAUCCCCUAUUGUGACAAAGCUGCAGUCCAUCGAUCCAUCCGACUAUGAUGCGUGCCAGGAUCUAUUACAGCACUGUCUGCGAACGAAGAAACGAUUUUUCGUGUGGUAUGUAAACCAUCGAUUGGCAGAUGGAAUUACCACAGAUCCUCCUGGCGAAUUUCUCAGUUCAGACACGCCCGACGCUGAACGUUUAUUCGGGACUCCGUUAAGCUUCCGGAAUUUCGACUACAUCUUGCUGCAUCUUCAUUACUGGGCAGGACCGUGUCUCCUCUACCCAUCGAUCUUCCAUGCCAAGAAACUCGUCUACGCGCAUCCUAAAAGUAACAUUCCUGCCGAUAUCCUCAAAAAGGCUCUUGAUCCGCUACAAAAUGAGGAGUAUUUGGAAGCUAGUCAGUGUGCAGAUGAGAUAUGUCGUACCAUGCGUUACUGCACGCGAGAUAAUAUGAAGGUUGCAGGAUAUCACAUGACCAUGUUCCCCUUGUGCGCGGCUUCUCAGAUUUACACCAACUUCGAAAACCUGGAAAAGUUUUCUUGGUGCAUCAAGAUCGUUGAAAGCGCUGCUUCUCGGGGCCAUGAAACUGCAAAUUACAUAGUAGAUAUUUCCUGGCAUACUUGGCGCAUCAAGAACCAGUGUGGACCAAUGACUUCCGUAGCGCUUCGAGAAAUCGUCCCGGAAAGGGUAUCAGGGAAGCGCCACGAAAAGAUAUUAGAUGCGACCGAGGAAGCAUAG